Messenger RNA from Zootoca vivipara (common lizard), 2080 nucleotides. Its product is annotated as C-type lectin domain family 2 member D. Lineage: Eukaryota; Metazoa; Chordata; Lepidosauria; Squamata; Lacertidae. The record is from RefSeq and is a predicted model, not a curated record.
CAAACUUAGUUGGUCUCUAAGGUGCUGCUGGAAGGAUUUUUUUUUAUUUUGUUUCGACUAUCUGUAAUCAGAAAAUUAGAAUAUUAAAUGAAAUCAAUAAAACAAGGAUUGCAAAUAGAACAAUAUUGGACCUCUGAAAAGCAGAAGCAUGCACAUGUACUCAGUACUUGGUUUGGGCCCCUUUUGCAGCAAUUACUGCCUCAAUGUGGCGUGGCCUGGAUGCUAUCAGCCUGUGCCACUGCUGAGGUGUUAUGGAAGACAAGGAUGCUUCAAUGGCGGUCUUCAGCUCUUCUGCAUUGCUCCAUCUCAUGUCUCUCAUCUUUCUCUUGGCAAUGCCCCAUAGAUUCUCUAUGGGGUUCAGGUCAGGCGAGUUCGCUGGCCAAUCAAGCACAGUAAUCCCAUGGGCAUUGAACCAGGUCUUGGUACAGUACUUUUGGCAGUGUGGGCAGGUGCCAUGUCCUGCUGGAAAAUGAAGUCAGCAUCCCCAUAAAGCUCGUCUGUGGAAGGAAGCAUGAAGUGCUCCAAAAUCUCCUGGUAGACGGCUGCGUUGACCCUGGACUUAAUGAAGCACAGUGGACCAACACCAGCAGAUGACAUGGCUCCCCAAAUCAACUGCUACUUCCAAUGGAAAGGGGGGGGGGAAGAGGUCAGGAAAUUCAAUCUGUUUCCUGCUUUGAACCUUCAGCCUCAAGCAAAUAAGCACGAGAGCCGGCUCUCUGCGGAGAAUGACCGGCCUGUUAGUCUCAAACAUCUGGAGGCGGGCUGCUCCCAUCCCGGGGACGGGGAGGAGCAAAGGAAAGAGCUGCGGCAGAAGUUGCCUCUUAUCGGCGUAUCUGCAGCUUGUUUGCCUGCUGCUUUGCAGCUUGUUUGCCUGCCGGAGAAGCAUCACGUGGGCGCGAUCAUUAUCUGCCUCCUGCUUCAUCAUGCUUUUGUGUGCAUGAUGAACCUGGUUCAAACCAUGGCAUCUCCAGUUAAAAAGACUUACGGGAAAGACCUUGGUGAGCUGCUGCCAGUCAGAUCCUGCAGAACUGGAGUUUAAGGACCAAAGGCAACAUAGAAUCUUCUACAGUCAAAGGUUGAGAGUUGUUGUACUCAGCAUGGACAGAUCCCAACAUGGCAGAAGAUACCACAGAUAGAGCCACUGUCAACAGUGAACUGAUGACUCCUGGGAUACCUGCUGCAAGGGAAGCAGGGAAUGCUGUUUUCAUCCCAAAGUGCAUUAAAGACAAAAAAUAUACAUUAGCAGCUGUUGCCAUCAUCACAGCUUUGGUCAUCACUAUAAUCGCAUUGGCUGUUAAAAAACCACAGCCCUGCCCGCUGUGUCCUCCCCCUGCCGAUGCCGCCUGCCCAGAUCGCUGGGUUGGCUACCUAGGAAAAUGCUAUUACACCUCAGAAGACAAAAGGAAUUGGAGCGACAGUGAAUCUAGAUGUUUCUUCCUUGGUGCCUCUUUGGCUGUGAUUGAUACCGAGCCGGAUCUGGAUUUUUUGUGGAAGUUUACUCGUCCUUCUCAUUAUUGGAUUGGUCUUUCAAGAGAAGCAGGUCAGCCCUGGAAGUGGCCCAAUGGGACAGAGUUUGGAAACCAAUUUACAGUGCGAGGAGAAGGCUUUUGUGCUUACUUUAAUGACAAUGGGGUCAGCAGCACCAAAUGCGCUGUGGUGAAGAAUUUCCUCUGCAGCCUGGCGGAUGCUUGCGCCAAGAGGAAACAAAACAUCAGCCAAAGGGAUACCUUGUGAUCCUUAUGCGUGUAAGGCGAGCACUGUCGGCUCUUUAGAGAUGCAAGUGUCACUGGUAGAACCACUCUUUCUGCAGCUUGUUCCAGAUAUAAUGCUGCUUUUUGGUCAUUGGCCUAUAAGAGAAAUAGAUCAAAAAUAGCGGUGACUGUCUUAUCACGGCAUCAACUCACAAGAUGGCCUCAGAUUACCAUUGCCUUAUCAGCCACGGGCUGUUGGACUCCCAGCAGCCUCAGCAAGCAUGACAAGUGGCAUGGGAUUAUGGGAGUUGUAGUCCAAAACACCUGGAACUUCUUCAGAGGCCUGAAAGGCACACUUCCUAAGUCAAUCACCAGCUGAGAAGCUGCCC